Microdochium trichocladiopsis is the source of this 6795-nucleotide messenger RNA. RefSeq lists its product as uncharacterized. The record is from RefSeq and is a predicted model, not a curated record. NCBI's taxonomy places the organism in Eukaryota, Fungi, Ascomycota, Sordariomycetes, Xylariales, Microdochiaceae. Gene Ontology annotation, molecular function: 3-oxoacyl-[acyl-carrier-protein] synthase activity; fatty acid synthase activity. Bases 304 to 6795 code for a protein of 2163 amino acids. The transcript is spliced from 9 exons. Gene Ontology annotation, biological process: secondary metabolite biosynthetic process; fatty acid biosynthetic process.
CAGAAGACCAGUGCCGGGCCGUUAAAAUGGAGACAUGGAGGUUUGUGGCUAAGUGCUGGACUAAGGAAAGCGCCUGGGUCAGUGGCUAGACAGGGUUCCCAUACGGGCUGUAGGCAUUCAUAAACGAUGCCAGCCCAAACUUGAUCGUGACCAGAAUUCGGGUGCUCUCUCUACAUAUCUCUGUCUGUCUCACACUCUCUAUAACUCUCUGCCUCUUACUCCUGCCUGUUGUACACAGCCGUCGCCGAUUUGCUUAAAACCACCCACGUCCAAAGCAGAACUCUACAUAAUAGAAUCGACGUAAUGAGCCAGGCGGUCCCCGCGGAGCCUAUCGCCGUAGUCAGUAGCAGUUGUCGCAUAACGACUCCCCAUCGGUUGUGGGAUAUACUGUCAAAUCCACCAGACUUAUCAAAAGAAGUUCCACAAAAUCGAUUCAUGGCAAAGGCUUUCUAUCAUCCCGACGGCACUCACCAUGGAACAACAAACUCGAUCCGGGGGUACUGGCUGGAACAAGAUCACCGUGCGUUCGACGCGGGCUUCUUCCAUAUCAAUGGCAAAGAGGCCGACGCGAUGGACCCCCAGCAACGCAUGGUGCUCGAGGUUGUCUAUGAAGCCAUGGAAUCCGCCGGGUACCAAUGCCAACGAUACGCGGGCAAGGACGUUGCAGUGUUUGCGGGCGUCAUGACAGCCGACUACGAGAUUCUCUCGCGACGAGACGAGCUGCAAACAGACCAGUACCAUGCCACGGGAAAUGCGCGGUCAAUGAUUGCCAACCGCGUGUCGUACUUUUUCGACUUCCGAGGCCCCUCUGUCACCGUCGACACCGCAUGCAGCUCUAGCCUUGUCGCUGUCCACCAAGCUGUGCAGAGCCUGAGAAGCGCAGAGAGCAUCAUGGCUUGCGUGACUGGGGUCAAUCUGAUGCUGACACCAGACCACUUCAUUGUUGAGUCGGACAUGCACAUGCUUAGGCGCUGCCGUAUGUGGGAUGUCCGCGCAGAUGGUUAUGCGAGGGGUGAAGGCGUGGCGGCCGUCCUUCUCAAGACACAGUCACAAGCAAUGAAAGAUGGGGACACGAUCCACGCCAUCAUAAGGGAGACUGGGGUCAACUCGGAUGGCCGAACCGAAGGAAUCACGAUGCCAAACAUGGCGGCACAAUCACGGCUGAUUCAACAGACGUAUCGAAGAGCCGGGCUUGACGCGUGCAAGCCAGAGGAUCGAUGCCAGUACUUUGAGGCGCAUGGGACCGGAACCGCAGCUGGCGACCCCCGAGAGGCGGCCGCAAUCAAGCAAGCAUUCUUUGGCGAGGCUCCUGAGCUGGUCGGCCGCAAGCUGCUGGUCGGGUCGAUCAAGACGGUCGUGGGACACACCGAGGGCGCAGCCGGUCUCGCGGGGCUUCUCAAGGUGGUUGAGGCCCUCAAACACGGCGCAAUACCGCCGAAUCUGCACAUGGAGCGGCCCAGCCCGAGUGUCGAACCGUGCUUGAGCCAUCUCGAGGUGCCCACGAGGUUGAGCCCCUGGCCGCGGGCAGCUGCCGGUCAGCCAAGGCGGGCGAGCGUCAACUCGUUUGGGUUUGGAGGGACCAAUGCCCACGCGAUUGUCGAGUCGUAUGGCAAUGCUGCUGCUGGUGCGAGGGAUGACGAGGCUGUUGUUGUUGAGGCAGGAGCCGGGGUCGCUGCGGGGGUGGUGCCGCUGUGCAUCUCUGCCGCCUCGCCCCAGAGCCUGGUGCGUGUGGCUCACGCGUACCGCACGUUGCUGCAGGACGAUCCUGGCGCCUCUGUCCAGCUUCUUGCCUGCUGCCUCGCCUCUCGCCGCGAUGCGCUGCCGUACCGCCUUGCGCUUUCUGUCGCCUCGCGGGAGCAGGCUCUUGACGCCCUCGGCCGCCUCUUGAACCACCCAGACACCAUCACCGCCAAGAGCACCCACGCCGCCACCAUGGACCACCCCCCAAAGUUGUUGGCCAUCUUUACCGGCCAGGGUGCCCAGUGGCCCGCCAUGGGCCGCUCCCUGCUGCGCUCCAAUUCCGUCUUCCGCCAGACGGUUCUCAAGCUCGACGCUGUGCUCGCAGCCUGCUAUGAUCCGCCCUCAUGGACCUUGGUUGACCAGAUCCAGGCCGACGACGCAAUCUCUCGGGUCCACGAGGCUGCCGUGGCCCAGCCACUAUGCACCGCGAUCCAGAUCGCUCUGGUCGAUCUCCUGCAGAGUCUCCGCAUCGCCCUGCACACCGUCAUCGGUCACUCCUCCGGCGAGAUCGCUGCCGCCUACGCUGCAGGAAGACUGACCAUGCAGGAUGCCAUGCUUAUCUCGUACUAUCGCGGCCUGGUUAUAUCUCAAGCUCAGCGUCGCGUGGCUGGCCCCCCGGGUGGUAUGCUUGCGGUUGGCCUUUCCGAAGGGGCAGCGCUUGGUUUCUGUCGAGAUGACAAGUAUGCUGGUAGGCUUUUUGUGGCUGCCGGUAACGGGCCCACUAUGGCCACAAUCUCUGGCGAUCUCGACAUGGUCAAACAGGCAAAGGCGGAUCUUGACAGCAAGCACAUCGCGGCCAAGAUACUCCGCGUAGAUGCAGCGUACCACUCGCCCUAUCUGGCGACGGCUGCUGCUGACUACAUGAAAGCUCUUGAGCGUUGUCGAAUAGCCCCUAUAGCCGAGGGCAACGAUGUGGUUUGGAUCUCGAGUGUCUACGGCUUCAAACGGACCUCUGAAGGGGACCUUGGGGCUGGGUAUUGGAAGGACAACAUGCUCUACACGGUACAGUUUCACGAUGCCGUAGAACAUGCGCUGUCAGAGUUUGGCCCUUACGAUGUCGCCGUCGAGAUCGGCCCGCAUGCUGCUCUCAGGUUGCCUGUCUCCCAGACAGCAGCCGCAUCCGGACAGGAACUGCCAUACACGGGCAUUCUCGACCGCACGAAGGAUGAUAGUGUUGCCGUUGCAGACUUUUUGGGUUUCAUGUGGUCCACCUUGGGCUCGCUAGAAGUACAUAAUCCUCCAUAUCUCGAGCAGACUUCCAACAAUAACACAAUUUCCACCUAUCUCGAGCGGUUGCCUCGUUACCCGUGGAACCACAGCCAAACAUACCAAAAGGUGACACGCCUAUCGCGUCAGUACCUCGGCCGGAGCGAUGCUCCACAUGAGCUUCUUGGAGUCCGGUGUGAGGAUGAUGGCCACGUCUUGCGCUGGCGCAAUGUUUUGAAGCCGGAUAGAGUUCCGUGGCUGCGGCACCACAGGUUCCAAGGGCAGUGCCUCCUCCCGGCUUCUGCUUAUUGUCUUAUGGCUCUACAUGCCGCUCAAGCUCUACCUCAACAGACCGAGCUGGCCGUCGUUGAGCUGAGUAAUAUUGAGAUUGUUAGUGGCGUUGUGAUUGACGAGGCACCUCAUGGAACAGAAAUAGUGUUCACCAUUACGACACGCAGACCGCGGGAGCCUUCUCAGUCUGGCAUCAAGGCGUCCUUUUGUCUCGUCUCAUGUCCGGGUGACGGUUCAACAGACUUGGUAUUGAACAUGACUGGCGAACUUGAGCUUAUCUCUUGCGAGGAACAGCCUGAAUUGCUACCGUCAAAAUACGAGGACCGAUCGCACCUGCUGGAGACGAAGCCCGAAACGUUUUAUCAGAUGAUGGAAAGCAUUGGUUUGACUUACACGGGCCCUUUUAGAGGAAUCCGCGACAUCAAUAGGCGCCUUGGCUACUGCGACGCUCGUGUAGCAUACCAGCACCAAGAUUCCCCUGCAGGUUGCGCAAUCACUCCUGCGUUGUUGGAUUCCUGCUUUCAGACGGCAUUCCUGACCUAUGCAUCUCCCGGAGACAGAUCCCUCUGGGGGCCUCUACUGCCCUGUCGCAUUGACCGGCUGCUGUUUGCCAUGAAAGGCCUCGGGGCAGUAGACCAUGACAGACAGAGCAAGUUCCUUCACGUAGAUGCUUACCUUACGCGCACGAGAGCGGCCACACGAUCUCGGCCCACGACCUUCGCUGCCGACAUGGGUGUCUGCAAUCACCGAGGACAGAAGAUUGUUCAGGUUGAGGGGCUGACUGUUCGCGCGAUUGCCAAUGCUUCAUCCGAGAACAACACAACCUCGUAUUUUCACACGGUCCUCGACGUGGAUCCAUGUUAUGAAGCCAUCCGAAUGGGUAGCCAUAGCUCAGAUAUGCCAGUAUAUGACGGGCUAUUGAACUCUAGAUCAACGGGAGUGAGCAUCAAUCGAUCAAAAUCGAACGUCAAAGAAAUCAACCACGAUGGCUCAUAUUAUGUGGAUGAGAACCAACCAAUGGCCCAAGAUAUUGCCCAGUUCCACGAUCAUGUAGGCAGGCUGCUCCAGCAGAUCACGCACCGCUACCCCUGGACAAAUUGUCUCUGCCUGCCUGAUUCUUCUGUGGACCUACCACUACGCCUCUUACACAAUACCAAUAUAGCUCUCGACUCUCUCACCAUUGGCACGAUGACUGACACCAUACAAGACGCAUUUACCAAGAAUCGCGUCCACGGCACGACGAUAAUUCGUCUAGAUAGAGCAAGAAGCCUCUAUGCGCAACUUGAGCGGAGAACAAGGUACGAAAUUGUCGUACUUUCAGUCUCGCAUCUGGAAAGGAGAGACUGGCCGAAUUUGCUUGGAGCGGUUCGAGAGCUCAUGCGGCCUGGUGGCUUCCUAAUACUCUUCCACGAACAUCCUGGCCGAAGAAAGAGGCCGCACGCACUUAUAAGUUCGGGCCAUGUCACGCCCCCUGACUGGCCAGAUGAACUCCUCAGCUACGGCUUCCGGUCUCUGGCCACACACUCGGAUCAACGGUAUCCACAUGACAGGUUUGUAAUGGUUAGACAGCUGGCCCCAAUCAAGCCUCUGUUGACGGAGGCCCAGGGAUACCAGUCUGCCUUGACCAAAAUCGAUCACGUCGUCAUUAUCGCAGGGACGAAUGGUAUGCUUCAGGAUGGCCUGCACAAGCUGUCUAUACUGCUCUUGCGACGGUGUCUCCGGAUCACUGUUUUGGGCUCCAUUCAAGCAGGUGAUCUCUGUGUACUGGAAACAUGUACCGCGGUCAUCAUAAUUUCAGACGACGAGGAGCCACUGGAGACCAUGACGGCAAGACACAACCUGAAGCGCUUUCAAGCUCUAUUCCGGCCCAACAUGGUAGUUCUUUGGGUCGUCCAGAACAGCCGCUCUGGCGCACCUGGUCAUGCGGCCGUCCUCGGUUUUACUCGCACAAUCGCUGCCGAGGUCGCCAGCCUCAGGAUUCAAACGUUGGACUUAUGUGCCGUCUCGUCACCUGAGACGCAUAUUGCAAAUGCGUUCUUGCAGCUGACCUUGUCUACUAAGGAGUUGGGCGGCGAGGAUGCCCUUUGGACUCACGAGGCGGAAGUGCAUAUUCACGGUGAUCGAAGAUUCAUCCCCAGACUUAAACCUCUACACAGGAUGAAUGAACGCGCCCAUGCCUUCCGUUGCCCCCUGACAAGGAGCACCGAUAUCUCGAAAACCGUUGUGGCAGUUCGGCCACGAAAUGCAACUGUCAUCGACUUCUCAGAGGUUCGAGGCAGUUUUGCGACAACGCUUCGUCAGUUACUUCCGACUGGCUGCCUUUACGUGCAAGCUCGAGAAUCGAUUUUCGGCGCAUCACUUUUUCCCGAAAAGUCGAUGACUGAAAUGGCACAUGAGCUCAAGGACUUCUGGGCAAGGGUCGUGACCCAGUCUCUCGAGAAGCACCAGCGAAACCCCCCAGAAGCGGCCACCGACGAUCGCAAAGUAAUGACCUUGCCGGCCCUCCUGGAGAUGACAAGUCCGUGCAAACCGCAUGCCAUUUUAGACUGGACAGCCACUGCCGAGGUCGAUCUUCCCGUACAGCCGCUUGCGGUAGCAAAUAUCUUUAGCCCGACAAGAACCUACUUGCUGAUCGGCUUGACACGAGACCUUGGCCAGAGUCUCUCUCGGCUUUUCAUACAACAUGGGGCAAGACACAUUGUCCUGGCGAGCCGCAAUCCGGACCUGCUUCCGAGUUGGGUUACUGAGCUUGAGCUGAAUACUGGCGCAAUAAUUCGUCUGGUGAAGCUCGACCUGGAACAAGUCAUUGAACUCAGAAGGAGAUUACUGGAGGAGUACAGACUACCUCCCGUCGGCGGCCUGAUCAACGGUGCCAUGGUCUUGGACGACCGGAUCUUCGCGCACAUGACGACAGAUACAUGGGAUCGAGUAAUGCGCCCCAAGACGGUAGGAUCAAGCAAUCUCGACCAGGUCUUCGACAGUGGAGUAGACGAGCUUGAAUUCUUCAUAAUGACCUCCUCCUUUGCCGCCAUUGGCGGUCACGCGGGCCAGUCUAAUUACGCUGCAGCAAAUAUGUACAUGAACGGCCUCGCGGCGAACCGUCGAAAACGCGGUCUAACGGGGUCGGUGCUCAAUAUUGGCGUCAUAUACGGACUGGGCUUCCUGCAUCGAGAAAAGAGAGAGCUUUAUGCCGGCUUGGAGCGGGAAGGGUACCCACCCAUAUCGGAGCACGAUGUACACCACAUGGUGCUCGAAGCAGUCGUGGCAGGCCGCCCAAACCCGCACAGUGACCAGCCUUACGAUAUAGUGACUGGGCUGAGUCGCUUUAAGCGAGAUGACCCGAAUCACAAUUCUCCACACGAAGCCUGCCGCCUGAGCGAGCUGGGUGUUGACUCGCUUCUUGCUGUGGAUAUUCGUAACUGGGCUGUUAGGAAAUUGGGUGUUGACCUUGCUGUGAUGAAAAUCCUCGGGCCUUCAACGAAUAUACGCAAAUUAUGCUGUGAGAUGGCCGUAAUGGUGGCUGCUGAACGCGGAAAAGUUCAGCGCGGAAGCGCUUGA